CACGGGUUUGCACAACUCGAAUGGGUGCUGUGGAUACAUCUCGUUAAGCUUAAUCUUUGUACUCCAGUAGAUGCCAUAUCGCCGCCAUGUCAGCUCUCAGACCUUAAAGGUCUGCCUUGAUGUUCUGAUUCUAUAUGAGCAGACACGUGUCGCAUCUGGCGGUGUUGUUCUCGGCCCAGGCAGCCUCAAUUUUGAGUCUAACAAAAUAUAUCUUGGGUGCUCCUUACACAUUUGACCGUCUACAUAUUACACUCUGCUUUACGAUACCUGCAGAUUACGACCAUCGAACAAAGAAUUUGCAAGCAUUCCACGCACACCCUUCAUUUCGAUUGCCCAGGGACGCGGAAGGCGACUCGCGUAAGCCGUGGCGCUGGGAAUUCUUCGCAGUGACGAGUUCUCUCGGCUUAGCUGCUCUCAUGUCUCAUGUCACCAUGUGUGAUGACGGGAUGUGGCAGCUCUAGUCCAUUUCAAAUGCACUGCUGCCACGCCCUGCUAAAAGCCUGCGGUACUUUUUCCAAACAAGACCUCGUGAAGAAUAACAUCCUCCAUCCAUGGUU
Messenger RNA from Aspergillus versicolor CBS 583.65, 557 nucleotides. RefSeq lists its product as uncharacterized. The record is from RefSeq and is a predicted model, not a curated record. The transcript has 2 exons. Lineage: Eukaryota; Fungi; Ascomycota; Eurotiomycetes; Eurotiales; Aspergillaceae. Bases 135 to 461 code for a protein of 108 amino acids.